AUUAAAGAAAGUUAGUCUGAGCAAGAUGGCCGGUCGGACGACUUCGGUCUUAUAUUACUCUGCACUUUUGUUGCAUUUAAUAUUAUUAACGAGUUUCAAUAACGGGCAGAGAUUUGGUCUCAAAGCAAAAACUCUUCAUAUUACGGAAGAUUACAAUUCUUAUGGUUAUAGACAGCCGCUUGUCAUUAAUCGAGACGAAUAUUCGGAUGUCAGCGAAACGUCAGCUAGUCGAACGCGCAGGGAUAUUCCUUCACAGAUCUCAAAUAAUGAUCCAAAUAUCACGACAAAGGUCAAUGCUUUAAAUGAUUCACAUCAACAAUUAAUAGUUCAUUGGGUAGGAGAAAGAUCAAAUGUGAUAAUAUGUCUAGCAAGAGACAGUACACCAGUAAGAAGCAAAAAUCCCACACCUAGUCCUAGUGCUGUGUACAUAAGUUACAAUUAUGGCGAUACAUUCGUCAAUAUAACCGAAAAAUUCCGAAUCAGCACUUUUCAACAAUACGCUACUUUGGACAAAUUUACUAAUCAUCCAAAAUAUAACAGAUUCUGUAUUUUUGUGGACAGUACACAUAGAUUACUUUUUAUCACGCCAGACAAUGGUGAAACUAUCAAUGAAGUGUCAGUACGAUUUCAUCCUAGUGAAAUCUCAUUUUAUGAAAAUGAUGUUAAUAUUGUUCUUGCUUUGGAUAAAAUGAGCCCUCUACCUAGCCUAUGGUUUUCGACGAAUACAGGCUACAAAUGGACAUUAUUACGUCCUUAUGUAAAAGCAUUUUUUUGGUCUCCUGCACCUGCAUUGAUAAUCGAACGAAUGCACUCAGAUGGAAGAAAUACUGUUUAUCAGAUCGAUUUGCAAAAUAAUUUACAAAAUGAUUCGGUAACACGCUUAAUUGAACCAUUUACAUUGAUCAUUUCAGACGUGGAAGACUUUCAAAUUAGAGGCGAUUAUAGAUUUGCUACGUCAAAGAAAAAGAACGAAACGGAACAUUUGGAUCUCUACGUAUCUUAUAAAAAUUUUAGUUUUAUUAAAGCUGAAUUUAAUACAGCUUUACCAAUCAAGAAUUAUCAUAUCGUCGACGUUUCGUAUAAUAGAGUUUUUAUUGCUGCUUCUCACAGUGAAACGCAAGCGAAUCUAUACAUUACAGAAGUUUUAGAUCAGAAGAUAGUUACAUUCACUUUAUCUCUUGAAGGAAUUCUUGCGUUUUUCCCAAAUAGCACUUGGAAAGACAGUUGGUUAAAUGAUGUAUCGGACGAGCCAUUUACCGAUUUGUACAAAGUAGAAGGUCUCCGUGGUAUUUAUAUAGCAUCACAAGUAAAAGGAACACCAAAAUCGGGAUCUAUCGGCCCGGAACAUUUAGUUUCUUUAAUAACAUUUGAUCAUGGUGUAACAUGGAAUCCCAUAAAGGCACCCACUGCAAAUCACGAAGGUUUUCUAAUUCACUGUGCCAAAGACUGUUCAUUGCAUUUAAGUCAACGUUUUAGUCAAUUAUAUCCUGUAACGAGAUCGGUAUCUAUUAUGAGCUCGAAAUCUGCUCCUGGAAUUAUAAUGGCUACUGGAGUAAUAGGACCGAAUCUCAAGGGUCAUCCUGCCCUGUAUGUAUCCAGAGACGCUGGCCUUACUUGGAAACAGGUUCUCAAGGACUACUACUUCUUUAACAUAGGAGAUCACGGUGGUCUUUUGGUAGCUGUUAGAUACUUCAAGUCACGUGGAGAAACCAGAGAUAUUUCUUAUUCCACUAAUGAAGGAGAGACUUGGCAAUCGUAUGAAUUCAACGAAGAAAUGCUGCGCGUUUAUGGAUUGAUGACUGAACCGGGGGAAAAUACUACAGUUUUCACGAUGUUUGGUUCAGCUAGUGGCCAGCACCAAUGGCUAAUUAUCAAGGUUGAUCUGAGAAAUGUAUUCGAAAAAGAUUGUACCAAGGAUGAUUUUAAAUUCUGGUCACCAUCAAGUUCAGAUCAACCAGUAAUGUCUUGUGUGUUAGGUCGGAAGGAAACCUAUCAAAGAAGAGCAGCGAGCGUUAAUUGUUAUACAGGAGUAGAUUAUGAUCGGCCAAUAAAAACGGAAAUAUGUCCAUGCGAUUUUAACGAUUAUCAAUGUGAUUUUGGCUUCAUACGAGAAGGAAAUCCUUAUCAUUGUAUUAGAGAUAAAUCUGUAACUUUCUAUGAUCCUUAUGCUGUACCGAAUAUUUGUGAACCUGGAGCAUUUUAUAAUCGAACUAAGGGUUAUAUUAAGAUAAACGAUGAUGAGUGUGUAGGUGGUUUAGCCAGAAAUUUCGAACCAGAUGAGAUUCCAUGCCCUAUGAAGGAGAAAUCUGAAUUUCUAUUAGUUGCUCAACGAGAGCACAUUUCACGAAUAGAUUUAAUAGAAGAGAAGAUUGAAACAUUGCCUAUUCAUGAUUUAAAGAAUGUGAUAGCAAUCGAAUUCGAUAUGAGAAACAAUUGUCUCUAUUGGGCAGACAUUGUUAACGAUACCAUAGGUAGGCAAUGUUUUAAAGAUGGUACGAGUUUUCCUGAAAUUCUAGUGGAAACUGACUUGAGUUCUAUAGAAGGAAUGGCACUCGAUUGGGUUUCUAAUUUGUUAUAUUUUGUUGAUGGUGUUAAGAUGAGAAUUCAAGUAAUAAGAACAGAUAUAUCAACCAUGGGAAGAAUGCGAAGAACGAUCCUAGGAUCUAAUAAUCUACAGAAACCUAGAGGAAUAGCGGUUCAUCCGAUGAAUGGAUAUAUGUUUUGGACUGAUUGGGCUCCAGGAAAUGCUUCGGUAUCAAGAGCCAAUCUUGAUGGAUCGGAUGUGAAAAGAUUAUUUGUGGAACCAACUGUCGAAUGGCCAAAUGGGAUAACUAUAGAUCAUAUAGCGGAACGUAUUUAUUGGGUAGAUGCUAGACAAGAUUAUAUUGGGUCUAGCGAUUUCGAUGGGAAAAAAUUCAAGAAAAUAAUCUCUAAAAAUGAGAGAGUUUCACAUCCUUUCGCUGUUGCAGUAUUCAAGGACAAUAUGUAUUGGGAUGACUGGAAACAAUCUAUGAUAUUUGUUGCAGAUAAGGAUCAUGGUGUCGGUAUAACUACUAUAUUAGGCCACUUACCAGGUUUGAUGGAUCUUAAGGUAUUCGCGCACAGUAUGCAACAUGGUACCAAUGAGUGUGCUAAUAAUACAUGUUCGCAUAUUUGCGUGGGUGCGCCCCAUGGUCAUGUCUGUCUUUGUCCUGACGGAAUGGAAAUGAUCGAGGGCAAGUGCAUGUGUCCAGGAGGAAUCACCCCAUUUGCCAAUUUCACGUGUCCUAGAGUAGCCAGUACGUGUGCUCCGAAUCAAUUCACUUGUGCUAAUGACGUAUGUAUCCCAGGAUCAUGGCAUUGUGAUCGGGAUAACGAUUGCGGCGAUAAUUCGGAUGAGAUCAAUUGCGCGUCGUUGACCAGUUGUACACCAAAUUUCGAAUGUGAUGGCAAGUGUAUCUCAAAGCACUGGGUUUGUGAUUUUGAUGUGGAUUGCAAGGACGGGAAAGAUGAAAUGAAUUGCAAAUAUCCGCAGUGCUCGGAGUCGCAAUUCAAGUGUGACAAUGGUAGAUGCAUAUCGCAUAGAUGGCGUUGUGACGAUGAGAACGAUUGUCGAGAUGGUUCUGAUGAGAAGAACUGUCCCAAAAAAGAAUAUCCCACUACGUGUAGGUCUGACGAAUUCCAAUGUAAAUCGGACAAAUCUUGUAUAUCUAAGAGUUGGAAAUGCGAUGGGGAAAAAGAUUGCGAAGAUGGAUCUGAUGAGGCCAAGUGUGACGAUAUGGUUUGUCAAAGUUGGCAGUUCACUUGUAACUUAAUGUCGAAGGAAAAACAUCGUUGCAUAUACAAUUCAUGGGUUUGCGAUGGGGAUAAGGACUGUGCCGACGGAUCCGAUGAAGUAAAUUGUACCAUCACCGUGCAUUCAUCGGUUCCUCUACCCAGUUCUAAUUCUUGUAAUAGUUGGAUGUUCAUGUGUAAUAAUAGGAAAUGCGUGCCUUAUUGGUGGAAAUGUGACAGCGUGGAUGAUUGUGGGGAUGAUUCGGAUGAGAUAGGCUGUGGUAACGAAGAGGCCGAAGAAUGGACCGUAAUAUAUCCUACGGAGCAGUCAAAAGUCUGCCGUGAACAUCAAUUCCAGUGCUUAAACGGUGAAUGUAUACAAGAUUCAUGGCUUUGUGAUGGUUCCAACGAUUGUACUUCCGGUGAAGACGAAAUACACUGUGGAAGCAGUGAUCAUUCCUCUUGCAGAGAAGAUCAGUUUAUGUGUCGUAUGGACGGUACUUGUAUUCCCAUAAGGAAUGUUUGUAAUGACGUAGAGGAAUGUCCAGAUGGUAGUGAUGAAUUGGGUUGCUCUGAAGAACAGUAUUCCAAUCCGGCAGCUACACCGUCUUGUUUCCUUGGUUUAUUCCCUUGUGACGAGACACGGUGUAUCCCUCUAGCACAAUAUUGCGAUGGAAAACAAGAUUGCGUGGAUGGUUUCGAUGAGAGCAAUUGCGAGAAAAAUAAUUCGCGUGUUUACCAAGUGCUUGAAAUGGGAGUGGACGAACGAUCUAUGAACGCUACAAGUUUCGUUUUCUAUUGGUUGAUGCCUGUACCCAAUAAUAUUACUUUCGAGUUCCUACCUUCGAUAGCAUAUGCUAUACCUGGGGCAAACUGGACCAAUGCCAGCAAUUGGGUCGCUGAUAUGGAAUAUCAAUUUAAUAAUUUGAAACCAUACACUCGUUACAAUAUCACUAUUUACGUUAGAAUAAAAGGCCAAUCUACUGUAUUCCCUCCAGCAAAAUAUUUCACUGUUACAACAGGUGAAGGUGUUCCUUCAGAGCCGUGGAAUGUAACCGUAACUCAAAGAAAUGGUACUAGUGUAGAGGUUAGCUGGCAACGUCCUUUGUAUCCGAAUGGACCUAUUACUGGUUACGAAGGAUUCGUAGCGCCACCUAUUCCACCUAUACGAUUCUUCAGACAAAAAACUUCUGCCAUUUUAAAUAUGCCAUUCGAGGCUGGAAAAAAUUAUUCGUUUUGGAUAAUAGCAAAGAACAAGGAACGAGAAUCUGCCUCAUCUAACGUAACUAUCUUAAAUUUCGAUGGCUCCGCUAAUAUUGAUAAUAUCGAAGAUCUUAAGGUAGAAUCAAAGACCAAUCAUUCUGUGAUUUUGACAUGGAAAAAGAUGGAUGAUGUUUCUUAUAUCGUUACACCGAAAGGUCCGACAAAUUAUCCUACGUUACCAACAAUUCCUGUAUCCAUUAAUCGUGUAGAAGUGUCAAGAUUAGCUCCAGGAACUAAUUAUACUUUUGAAGUCAGUGCUGUAAGAAAGAACUACAUUGGUAAAACUAAGACUAUUACUGUAGCUACGGACGGCACUCCUUUGCCAACUAUUACGAACCUGGUUGCCCAGCUAGUGAAACCGCAUGGGACCUCGGUAAAACUUACUUGGGACCCGCCAAAAAAUCCGAGAAAAAUAAAAUGGCAGUACGCGAUUCAUUAUGCGGUGAACAUGAUAGAAUUCUUCAAGGAAUACAAACUUUUAACGACGAACUUGUCGGCAACUAUCAAAGAACUGGAAGCCUGCGAAUCUUACGUGUUCGCAGUAGGUGUGAACGGCGAUUAUGGUGCUGGACCAUUAAGUCAACCAGUUACGGUGUUCACGCAUUUUAAUCAACAAGCUGCACCAAAGAAAGUAAAAGUCACUCCUACGGACAAUCUUAAUUCCAUUAUUAUUUCUUGGAGUGCCAGUUGUCCUAAUAUCGACGAGCCUAUUAGAUAUACGAUUACUGUGACAGAAAUGACUCUAAAUAAACAUUUCGUAGUGACAUUACCACCGACUAAUGAAACUGUUAUGAGACAUAAAUUCAAUUCGAUCAAACAUGGUGGCAAAUAUAAAAUUAUAAUAUCCACGGAUGUGGAAGACGCUAUACCAAGUCAAUCAGUUAUUUAUACGGCGCCAGACAUUCAGCCUCCUCAUCAGGUGAACGUUCUGCACAAGGAUCAAGGCUUUAUUAUUUUUUGGCAAGAACACGAUUUACCAUCCACUUUGAGCAAUGUUAAAUAUCAUUACGAGAUUUUGGUAGUAGAAGGAUCGAAUACGAUGAAAGAAUCGUCUGCCAAAAUAUAUAAAGUUGAUCAGCCACCGUAUAUAUACAAAGAUGCGAAACCAGAUGUUAUCUAUACAUUCGCCAUUCGAUUGGUCACCGAAGAAGGUUUCCAAAGUCCUCUCAGCGAAGUUUUUAGCACUAGAUAUAGUGCCGAAGUGUCAUCGUUACCAGUAACGAUAAAUACAUCCAAUAUCCUCUCAUUCGCGAUACCGAUCUGUUUGUUGAUUAUCGCUUUGGGAUCCGCAUUGGCAUAUUUUGUUGUCAGACAUAGAAGAUUGACUAACAGUUUCACACAAUUUGCUAAUAGUCACUAUGAUACCAGACGUGGACAAGCAACUUUCCCGGGUACUACAGACGGCUUAGAAGAAGAAGAUAGUCCUGUAAUCCGAGGCUUCUCCGAUGAUGAACCGCUAGUAAUAGCAUAAACUCGUGAAAAAAAUUACACAUACAACAACA
Messenger RNA from Apis dorsata (giant honeybee), 6518 nucleotides. Its product is annotated as sortilin-related receptor-like. Gene Ontology annotation, cellular component: Golgi apparatus; membrane. Gene Ontology annotation, biological process: post-Golgi vesicle-mediated transport. The coding region runs from base 26 to 6487 and encodes 2153 amino acids. Gene Ontology annotation, molecular function: protein binding. Lineage: Eukaryota; Metazoa; Arthropoda; Insecta; Hymenoptera; Apidae. The transcript is spliced from 10 exons. The record is from RefSeq and is a predicted model, not a curated record.